Messenger RNA from Durusdinium trenchii, 1434 nucleotides. The record is from the annotation of a GenBank genome assembly. NCBI's taxonomy places the organism in Eukaryota, Dinophyceae, Suessiales, Symbiodiniaceae.
AUGGCUCUCAAUUGGGACAUCAGUUUGCAGCAGAUGUGGGACUUUGAAUAUGGCUUCAAGAAGCUUUUGAGACCCAAGGCCGAUGAAUAUGUGAGAAAGGUCAUUGAUUACUGGACCAGCUAUGAGGAUGAUUCAGUGGAACUCUGCCGAAGAGGUUCUGAUGCUUAUCCGCAAAGAGAAAUGCCCGUGGAAGAACAUCGAACGAAAGCACCCGAAACUCUGGAGCCGCUCGGUGCGGUGCGGUUGUCGAAUGCUUCGUGCGGGUGGAAGAACAUCGGCUCCGAUAAGGCUCCCAUUGGCAACCAAGCCUGCAAGGGUGACAAAGAGGAGAAGCUCAUGGCACGGAGACGGUACCCGAUUCUCAAGAGCCAAGAAUGUGGAGAUUUGACAGGGCGUUUGAUCGGUGAAAGGGUCGAUGGCACCAAGGAAGGAGAUGAUCAACCGCCGCCGCACCUGGGGGUGGGUGAUGAUGAUGCAGGGACCUGCGAAAGUCGUGUGGAUGGCGUUUGUAUGCAGCGCAAUACACAGGUCAAGUCCAUGCACAGCCUCUUCUUCUUCGGCUUUCCUCUGAGGAAUGUGAAUCCUGAUUGGUCUGGGCUUGCAGCUGAUCAGGGCCGUAGCGAGGCCUCUGACUACAUUAUGGAGUGGAUUUUCAAUACCUACAAUGACAUGCUGAUCAAAGAAAACCGCGACGCCGAAGGCUUCAGGUGGCUUGGCCCCAAAGAUCCGGUGCAAGUGCGAGAUGCCUAUGGACAAGAGAAGGCAGAGGCUGAAGCAGAGGGCCGGCGCACAGAUUUUAGUGCAGUAAUGUCGCCAGCUGUCCACCAUGCAUCCAAAGCAUGUUUGUGCACAUCACUGACGACUUUCUUUGCAUUUUUCUCGAACGCCUCAUCCUGUUUCGCAUCCAUCAGGACCUUUGGGCUUUUCUGUGCAAGCUUGAUCAUCAGCAACUUUUGCAUUGACUUCACAUUUUUCCUUGCGAUUGUUUGCGCCAGCGAGCGAGUCAAGCGGAAAGCUGCCCAAUCCAUGCCACCAAAGGUCCAGGUGGAGGCUCAGCAAGAGGUUAGAACGUUCAAGCUCCCACUGCUGGGCAUUUUUGCAACCUUUGCAGUGAUUUGCAUGUGGACAGCGAGCUAUGUCACACCGGAUCUCAAAAUGCCUCAAGUCUUUAGUUCCAACGACAACUAUGAGCGUUUCCUGCCCGUGCUGUCCAAGCGCUACGAAAAGAAAUUCAAUCCCUACCGAUUGAAAGUUCGUAUCCAUUUGGGCGUCAACGCGGAUGAUCCCAUCGAUCGCGGCACCACGCCCGACUACAACGAUUGCUUCUUCAACUGUGCUGGGCAGAAGCCGAACUACGUGCAUCUCUUUGCCACCCUAGGCGCGGGGGGUUUGGUGGCUCAAAGUCUGGUGGGUCACAAACCGGUCCCGGUCUGA